AUGAUCGUCUGCCGCGCCGCGAACGCCGCGCCGGAUCUCUACCUCGCCGUCUCCGCCGGCGCCCCUUUCGUGGAUUGCCUCACAACCCUCCUCGACGACGAGCUCCCUCUCACGGUGACGGAGCGCGAGGAGUUUGGCGAUCCCACCACCGACGAAAAGGCGUUUGAUCUGAUUCAUGGGAUCUCGCCCGUGUUGACGAUCCCGUCGGGGGCGGUUGCGCCGAAUAUGCUGCUCGUGACGAGCCUGCACGAUACGCGGGUGGGGUUUUGGGAGCCGAUGAAGCUCGCCGCACGCAUGCGCGCCCAGAUGGUUCACGGCAAGGCCGUUGGGCGUUUUGUGGUGCUCAUGUGUGAUGCCAACUCCGGCCAUGACGGCGCGAGUGGGCGAUAUGAACAUAUUGAAGAAAUUGCAAGAGAAUACGCAUUCGUGAUCGAUGCGGCCAGACGAGAGCGAGAAGGCGACGAAAGGAAUGGGGAAACGUUACCAUAG
This is a messenger RNA of Phytomonas sp. EM1, 489 nucleotides long. Lineage: Eukaryota; Euglenozoa; Kinetoplastea; Trypanosomatida; Trypanosomatidae. The record is from the annotation of a GenBank genome assembly.